Messenger RNA from Mytilus californianus (California mussel), 2854 nucleotides. RefSeq lists its product as uncharacterized. Lineage: Eukaryota; Metazoa; Mollusca; Bivalvia; Mytilida; Mytilidae. The transcript is spliced from 7 exons. The record is from RefSeq and is a predicted model, not a curated record. The coding region runs from base 144 to 1565 and encodes 473 amino acids.
UAUAUGACGAAUCUUUGCAUUGGUAUUGUCAUUGAACACUUGUUAAAUGUUAUAGAAAAUCUUUAGCAGUCAAAUUUAACCAAACCCUAACCUACAAAGUAUAAACUUCGCUAGAAAUGUUACAGAAGAGUUGAUAUUAUCAGAUGGAAUAUUUGAUGAAAUUUAAUAAAUUUUGUGGGACAAUAUUGUGUUUCUAUUUGCUGUUUUUACAGUCUGAUUGCACAUUAAUAGACUAUAUUGAUGAAGCCUGUUACGGUAAUGGAAAUAGUGACUUCCUUAGCCCUUCGUGUCAUACAGGAGAAGUUAUCUAUCCAAAGGACAUAUAUACUUAUAGUAAGAAAAUAGAGACAAACUGUCCAUGGAUUUCUCAUGGUGUAAAUAGGAACGAAACAUACUGUUGUAGGUAUGUGAAUGAAACAGAGGACUGUGGUAUGAGAUACUAUGGUGUAAAUGGACUAGAGCAUUACAGACAGUUUACAGGUGUAGACAUCGGUUCUAUACAAGUGGCUUGGAACAAUACAGAUGGUAUAUGUGAUCAGUCCAUCUACCUUCCAAAAACACAUUAUAUGAAGAUGACUUAUAAUUGUAUAAAUACUAGUCAUAUCGUGUCAAUGUGCAAUAGUUCGGCAAGUGGAGAUCAAUUAUUCUUGUGGAAUGACGGAUAUCCGAACUCAGAUGGAGGUUGUGGUUUGACUUCCGGUUGUCAAUGCACUAUUCAAUCAACAGGAGGGUCUGGUAUACAGAUCGAUGCUUUAGAUAUCAGAUUUGCAACAAAUGAAUCCACGGGGAUCUGUUCACAGAGGUUAUUUGUGAUCGACGGUUCUGACGAAAGUGACAUUGCUUGUGAUGACGUCAAUCUUUUUGAAAGACGUACAUUGUAUUCAAGUUUGACAGAUACAGUUCAACUGAGAUAUGACAAUACAUACGAUGGAUCGAAUGGGAACUUCUGGAUCUUAUUACAAGCCACAGAUAACAGUCAAACCUUAACGAUAACAUGUAGUGAAGUUAUUUUAACCAAUACUGAAUACAAUUGUGGUGAAAACUUCACAAUCAUUUCUCCGGCAACAGAGCCUACCACAACAGAUAUUAUGACAACGAAUAGUGAACCAGAUUCCACUUCGAUUCAAACAACAACAACACCAUCCUAUUCCUCGUCUAAAAAUACACCCCCUGUAACUGAAGUGCUCACUUCAAUUCUUAACUCUGAUGCUACUGAUGCUACUGUUCCCACUGAUGUUACUAAUCCCACCGAUGCCUCCGUCACAAAAAAUACUUCAUCAUCAUCCAGUACUUCAACUGGCAGUUCUCCUGGUUUAUCAGCACCGUUAGCAAGCACCGAGGCUAACCCUCCUGCAAGUGAAAAAUCAGCAAGCAAGGGUCCCAUUAUUGGUGCCAUUAUCGGAGUCGUAGCAGCAUUAGCCGCAGCUGGUCUAAUAGGUUAUACGAUCUGGAGGAAGAAGUUCAAAGGGAAAGGGAAGGUAAGCCCAGAGGACGAGUAUACGGAUUUAUUUGACAGUGGUGCCGUCAAUAGUCAACCACCAGAAAGCUAUAGACCUUUGCCAUAAUGCUCUUUUGCAUAUUUAGCAAAUAAAAUAUGUUUAAACUUAACUUAGCAAUGCAAAAUCACGAAUGUGUUGCAUGUUUUUGAACAAAAACAAAAGAAAAUUCCCAAGAGCAUAUUAUACAUUCAUUAUGAUGGGUGUAAAGUUUACAUUUACGUUGCAAAUUUAUGUUUUAAACUUAUAGAUUUGAAAAUAAUUUUACUUUAUUUGAACCAUCGAGAUAACAUUUUUUUUUUAUGAAUUAUGAAUACAGAUUUAAUUGCUCACGCAUUCCAACCUUUUCAGGUAAUUCUUUUGAUAUACUGAUUCGAUUGAAAAUUUGAAUAUAUCAUCGUCAUGUCUAUUUUUAAAUUUUGGAAUUUUUUUGUACACACACUCAUCUACUGUAAACCAACAAAUUUUCGCGAGCGAUUUAUUUUCGCGACUUUCGCGAGUAGAAAAAAUAACGUGAAUAUAAAUAGUCGCGAAUAUGUAAAACUUGGAUCUUUCCUUAUUUAACUAAAUCAAGUAAAUUUGAAAAUCGCGAAAUUAAAUGGUAGCGAAAUGGACUAGAAAGGGCUAAACGCGAAAUAAAGUAUCCGCGAAAAUAAGUUGGUUUACAGUAUAUGAUCAUGUCGCUAUUUUGGUAUAGAAUACAGACUAUGGAAUUGUGCUACCUUAUUUAGGGCAUAUUUGAUAAAUGGGAAGUUAUAUGACUUGGAUUGCAAUAUAAUGCUUUGAAGUUUGAAUCUUAGAUAGGUCGAUAGAACUUAACUUUUGUUUGCAGAAUCAUUCAUCAGGGAUGCAAUAAAUCUUCCAGUUGUGAAAAGCCAUUAAAUGUCUGUAUUAUCUUAAUAUCUUUAAUUUAUCGACAAUAGAACACUUGUAACACAAUAUACUUGUUGUGCUAUCAUAUAUGAAUUUUCGUAUUUGUUCCAAUUGUUAAUGUUACAAGUGUCUAUCGUUAAUGUUACAAGCGUUUAUCGGUAAUGUUACAAUCGUUUAUCGUAAAUGUUACAAGCGUUAUCGUUAAUGUUACAAGCGGUUAUUGUUAAUGUUACAAGCGUUUAUUGUUAAUGUUACAAGAGUUUAUCAUUUCUGUUACAAGUGUUAAUUUUUUUUUCUUCAUAAUACUAUUAUGUAUCAUGAUAUUUGGUAAACCUCGACACAGUCAAGAAAGGAAAGUUAUAUGGUUGUUUUUCUGUUGUAUUAUCGUGUGUUUUAUUUAUAUUGUUAUUUUGUUCAAAUUGUUAAUAUUACGAACGUUAUAUUUUCUAAUCAUAAAUAAAAGUUAAUAAAAUAUAUAAUGUUGA